Messenger RNA from Metarhizium album ARSEF 1941, 2856 nucleotides. Its product is annotated as AMP deaminase. The transcript is spliced from 5 exons. The record is from RefSeq and is a predicted model, not a curated record. Gene Ontology annotation, molecular function: AMP deaminase activity. Gene Ontology annotation, biological process: AMP metabolic process; IMP salvage. Lineage: Eukaryota; Fungi; Ascomycota; Sordariomycetes; Hypocreales; Clavicipitaceae. Bases 1 to 2856 code for a protein of 951 amino acids. Gene Ontology annotation, cellular component: cytosol.
AUGGCUGACAACGCCCACGAUUCUCGAGCGCGAAAACCUCAGCGAGAAGCUGCUGAGCGAAGCGACGCAAAUUUUGAAAAUGGCAAAAGCGUCGAGGCAAUGGGAAACGGCGAGGAGAGCUUCUCUUCUGACCGUGUAGACGAGCAAGCUGGACUGCAGGAUGGCAUGUUGUUGCGAGAUGUUCCCAAGCGCACAACCUUCUAUGAUCCUGUCGCGGAACGACAAAUGUCGCAAACGGACGCAAAACUCUUCUAUCAGCGAAGCAAGAUUGAUCUUCGCAGCGGAAAUAUAGGUACCGGCAGUUGGGCCCCCUCAAGUCCCAACAGCCCGACACUGGCUUCGGGGUCCCGACCUGGUACAGAGUAUGGAGCCGACUCUUUGAUUCUUGAACAAGCUGGAGUUGAUGAUGCUGAAAUUUCCUCCACGCCUCGCGUCUUUGCUUACAAUCAUACCACCACUAGCGCCGGUGCCAUUCUCAACCCUAGAAAUAGUCAGAGGGAGGUAGUUGUAAAUAAUACUGGGCUUGCUGCGGAGGGAAACAUGAGUGAAUUCCCUGACAACUCUCUUUUCGACACCGAGCCUCAUGUCACGGCCGAACUGACUGCCAUCUCUAAAAACAUCCAGAAGGUGUUGGACAUGAGACGCAAGUACAUUGCAUUGUCAUCUCAAGGGCCAGAUGACAACCCUAGGGAUCAAUCCAGCUGGGAUAUAUAUCCGCCGCCACCUGAACCAGCCUGGGCUCAAACCAAGGGUGGUCGUACCGACUUCCCUGAUGUGCUGUCCUCUUGCCAAGCAGGGCAUAGUGAAAUCCCUUCUUCCAGCGGGCGAAGGAAACCAGAUCUCGACGUUGGCGAGGAUUUCAACAUGGACGACUUACUACCGUUGCCUGUGGAUGACGGUAUGACCUUCAAACUUGACGACAGUGGCGUUUAUCAAGUGUUCGACAAUGAAAACGCCACGCUGCCGGCAAUCAAGGUCCCAACCAUCAGAGAGUUUUACAUGGACCUCGACAGUAUUCUCACAAUUUCAUCAGAUGGGCCCACCAAGAGCUUUGCGUUCCGCAGGCUACAGUACCUAGAAGCAAAGUUCAAUUUAUACGCCCUUCUCAAUGAGUACCAAGAAACCGCGGAUAGCAAAAAAGUGCCACACCGAGACUUCUACAACGUUCGCAAAGUUGACACUCACGUUCAUCACUCUGCUUGUAUGAAUCAAAAGCACCUGUUACGAUUCAUCAAGUCCAAGAUGAAGAAAUACCCAAGCGAAAUAGUAUUGUUCCGAGAUGGUAAACAUUUAACCCUCGCAGAAGUAUUUGCAAGUAUCAAUCUUACAGCCUACGAUCUGAGCAUUGAUACACUCGAUAUGCAUGCCCAUACAGACUCAUUUCAUAGAUUUGACAAGUUCAAUCUAAAGUAUAAUCCAAUCGGAGAGUCUCGUUUACGAACAAUAUUCCUUAAGACGGACAAUUUCAUUCACGGACGGUACCUGGCAGAAAUCACCAAAGAGGUCAUAUCGGAUCUGGAAUCAAGCAAAUAUCAAAUGGUCGAAUGGCGUAUUUCCAUUUACGGCAAGUCCAUAGACGAGUGGGACAAGCUGGCCGCAUGGGUGGUAGACAACAAGCUUUUCUCGCACAACGUGCGAUGGCUCAUUCAGAUUCCCCGACUUUAUGACGUCUACAAAGCAAGCGGUCUCAUGGAUACGUUCGAGAGAAUAGUCAAGAAUGUCUUCCAGCCACUUUUCGAAGUAACGAAAGAUCCUUCCAGUCACCCUAAAUUACAUAUCCUUCUGCAGCGGGUCAUUGGUUUUGACAGCGUAGAUGACGAAAGCAAGGUCGAACGACGUUUAUUCCGGAAAUUUCCAGUUCCGAAAGUAUGGGACUCUAAGCAAAACCCGCCUUACAGCUAUUGGAUCUACUAUUUAUUCGUCAAUAUGGCCUCUCUAAACCAUUGGCGCAAGAAACGCGGCUUCAACACCCUCGUCAUGCGCCCACACUGUGGCGAGGCGGGCGACAGUGAGCACCUCGCGGUGGCCCUUCUGUCAUGUCAUAGUAUUAGCCACGGGCUAUUACUUCGCAAGGUUCCCCUGCUGCAGUACGCGUUUUACUUGGAGCAAAUAGGAAUAGCUAUGUCGCCUCUCAGCAAUAAUGCCCUUUUCCUGGCAUAUGAGCGAAACCCCUUUCACCAGUACUUCAAACGUGGGUUGAAUGUUUCACUCUCGACAGACGACCCAUUGCAGUUUGCGUUUACCAAAGAGCCACUCAUAGAAGAGUACGCAGUUGCAGCGCAAAUCUAUAAGCUUAGCUCUGUGGACAUGUGCGAACUUGCAAAGAAUUCGGUCAAGCAAAGCGGAUACGAGGCAUCCAUUAAAAGAAUGUGGCUUGGGGAUAAUUACGAGAAACCUGGCAAGGACGGCAAUAUGAUGGCCAAGACCAACGUCCCGGAUCGUCGGGAAGAAUUCCGAUACCACACUUUGCUUCAAGAAAAAGACGUGCUGCGGCGAUAUGUGGCCUAUGACGGAAGUAAAGAGCCGAGCUCGGCAGUGGCAUCGACCGACAUGUCGGCCCCGGGGGGAGACUCGAAGACGAACGAGCCAUGGAAAGUAACAAACAUCGGUGAGAAUACUCCUCGGGCUACAAGCGUGGGUGCCAAAUCUGCCCUCAACGGUGAAGUCAGCCGCGACUCCGGAAAGGGUCCAGAUGCCAUGGUAGAUGUACACUUGUCUGGAAGUGACCCUAGAUUAUUUCCAGGAAUAUUCACCCGGGAUCAUCGAACAGAGAGUCUACGAAGCUUGCAACAGGCCGGUGAAUGGGUCGUCGAUUCAAGUGAGGUUCCCGGGGACGAUGAUGAGAACGAGUUAUAA